AUGGCUGAUGUGGUUUCUUCGGCCGAUGCUGGCUUAAAGAGACUGUUUAAUAAACCCAACUUCAACCCUGAUAAAUUCAUCGCGCGCGUCUCUGAAAAUGGUGGAACGGACAUCCUGCACACCGUACAAAACCUCAAUAGAAUGGCAGAGGAAGCUUCUGGUCAAAUGAAACGGGCUAUUUACAAGAACUUUAAACUCUUCAUCGAGGCUGGAAAGGCAGUCACAAGUCUUGGAGCAACCAUGCACCAGCUGGACAAUCAACUCAUCGAGCAGAAACGUAUUCUUAAAAAUCUAACUGAGAAGUCUCUCUUCCCGGACAGCACCAGUCACAAAAAUAAUUCUACUACGGUAGACGGUAACUCUAAGGCCGUAUCAGGACUUUCUUCUUUGUUGCAUAGCGUGGACGGCAUUUCCAAUUUGAUUGCAGACCCCAAUCGCUACUUGUUGUUCGAAGCCGAUGCACUUGAAGUCAAUUCGACUUCACAUCUACGGCAGGGCGAUGUGCAUCUUUUACUUCUGUCUGAUUACGUUCUUGUUGCGAAGGCACAUAAGGAUUCGUGA
This is a messenger RNA of Dibothriocephalus latus, 561 nucleotides long. NCBI's taxonomy places the organism in Eukaryota, Metazoa, Platyhelminthes, Cestoda, Diphyllobothriidea, Diphyllobothriidae. The record is from the annotation of a GenBank genome assembly.